AUGCCACCUUUAUAUCAUAUCUAUCCACUUGAUGUUAGAUUUGCAAUAGAGACAGAUUACGCUGAGGAGUCAGUGGAAUGCCUUGUAACGUAGGUUUACUAUUUUUACUUGCACCUAAACGUUAGUAUAAGUUUAGUAAAAUCAAGGUUUUUAAGAUUUUUUGUUCUGCAGCUUGCACAUUAUUAUCUAAGUGAGGGCGCAGCUGAACAUUUCUGUAUUUGCGACAUUCUGCUAGAUAUAUCGGUUUGAAGCAAAGCUAGCCUAUCUUAAUAUAAUAGGUUAGCUCUAAAUUUAUUUUUAGAUUCACAAUAACGAUAGAAGACUGUACAGUUUAUCGUAAAGAGGAUACGGUAGUCAAUAGAGAGGUCAAGAAGUUUAGGGUUUACAUGGAUGAAUCGCGACGAAAGUUGGUAAUGUCAGAGAAUGGAAAAGACGUCGAAAUAGCCGAAUGUUACUACGACUUUUACUAUCAAGGUCCUAUACACGUAUCGUUGCGAUCAAAAGUGGCAGAAGAGCAGGCAGAUUGUGUCAUUACUUGGGUAUGUUUUGGUUUCUUGUGGUGUUGCUUCGGUAUGUUUGGGUAGCUUGUGGUACUUACUUUAUUAUGUUUUGGUAUCAUAUUGAGGUAUGUUGUCGUAUUGUUUAGCUAUGUUUUCGUAUUUUAUUAUCAUUUCAGGACGAUAAAAGAACGAGAAUUUACUUUCCAAGAGUCAGAGACAUUGAUUACCGCGUAGAUCCCUAUGAUCCCACAACUACACAGCGACCAGACACCUUGAUCGUAAACAACUUUACCUACACGAUCACUCACAUGAAGUGCCAAACAAGGGUUUUUACUAUGGUCAUGAUAUUGGUCAUCAUGUUGUUGGUCAUGGCCAUGUUCGUAUUGUGUAUGGGUAUUGUUCUAUAUAGGCUUAGGGUGGGUUUAUAAUUUGUUGUGCUGUAUAAGCUUAUGAUAGUCUUGUAUUUUAGUUAGGUUUUUAUUAGCUUUUUCAACUAAUUCUGUGCUCUUUAUCAAACCAAAUUUUCAGAAUUUUAAUUCUUAAAAGAGACACAUAAUUAGUUAAACAACUUAAUAGUAACAGAUAUAUAGGGAUAUGCAAGGUUUUCUUACAAUUGUGUGAAUUAUGGGAGAUAUGUACAUUCAAAUGUACAUAAUAUAGCUAAAAAAGGAGUAAACAUAGUAUGUAACACUACCAUCAACUUUCAUAUUUUAGUCAGAUCUAGAAGGUGAAGCGUUCUACAAAUCAGUCGAAAGUAGAAUGUCAUCAACCACCGUCUCCGUGCGGACAAUGACAGAAUAUAAAACACAGGAAGAUGAUCUAGAAUACAAAGAAGAAAGAGAAAAGGAAUCAAAAUCAGAAGAUCCUAAGAACAAAGAAGUCUCUAUAUGA
Molecule: messenger RNA, 1391 nt
Organism: Bursaphelenchus okinawaensis
Lineage: Eukaryota; Metazoa; Nematoda; Chromadorea; Rhabditida; Aphelenchoididae
Source: the annotation of a GenBank genome assembly